Molecule: messenger RNA, 2305 nt
Organism: Paramisgurnus dabryanus
Lineage: Eukaryota; Metazoa; Chordata; Actinopteri; Cypriniformes; Cobitidae
Source: RefSeq, a predicted model, not a curated record
UUUAAUGCAUGUGGAACCCAUUUCCAUACAUGUUUUAAAGCUUGAUUUGUGUCAUUGUUUUAGAUGUUUGCUUUAUGUUGUAUAGGUUUUCCUACUGCAUUCUUAUAGUUGGCUUCGCCUUUGUGUUUGUGCCUUUCAGCUGCUUAAUUUCUUAUUGCUAUAUAUAAUUUGCAUAAUUUAGCAUAAAGCAGCACCUUCUGUUUUUCUCACAUCCCACCAUCUGACCUGAUCAAAAAGUGUAUAGUGUUUAUUUAUUAGUAAAAAAAUUUUUUAUUAUAUUUACUGCAUCCAACAACCUUGGAACUUAAGAGAAUCAUCCUGGCUGUCUGGAUUCAGGCUGAUACUGGUUUUAUAUACUGAUAGUUUGACAGUUACGCAUUGUGAAGAGUUACCAGAUACAGAGAGUUUCAAAUGUCAGAGAUGAUGUCUAGUGUGAUUGUCCUCCAUCUCUGGACAGUGAUUGGCUGCCGGGAUUUGAAUGACAAACUGGACCUUUUCGUCUUUGAGUGAAUGACAUCGAUUUUGGAUAUAUCUAUAUAAUUCUGAGAGUCCUCUCAAAACCAAAUUUUUUACACUGGAUUUAUUUGGCACACUAUCAAACUGAACUUCUUUUGACUUUAUUUGCAUCUUUCGUUAUUGGUUGUUAUGCUCUAAAUCCUUUGUAGUAAAAUUUUUAACAAUACAAACAUCUGCCUUAAUGGGGGCUGCUCGAGUGAAGCGACGCUUCAGUGCGGUCGUGGACACUCCUUUGGACGAGGAGGAAGUCAUGAGGUUGGCUCAAAGUGAUGACGUCAUUUCGCCCUCCAUAAGUGAGCCUCCAUCUUCCAACUGCAAUGGGAAAGUACUUAAUCUUCAACGUUGCAACGGAGGAAGGAGUGGAGAAAGGGACGACGAUGAUGAAGAUGAUGAUGGUGGAGAAGGAGGAGGAAGGAGAGGAGGAGAAAGGUGUGGCCCAGUGCUCAGGGGUGAGGCUCGGGCAGAAGAAAGGUGGGAGAAGAUAAGACCAUCAUCCUCACCUUCUCUCUCGCCCUCGCCGGCCCGUGAUCGCCAGUGCCGCCAGCCCCGCCGGCGCUUUGUAGGCAAGGACGGGCGCUGCAACGUCACUUUCGUCAACAUGAGCGACAGGGGCCAGCGCUACCUCACCGACCUAUUCACCACCUGUGUGGACAUUCGCUGGCGAUGGAUGUUCGUGGUGUUCACCCUCUCCUUCUUGCUCUCCUGGCUUCUCUUCGGUUUUGCCUUCUGGCUCAUCGCCGCCGUUCACGGGGACCUGGCUCCCCCAGCAUCAUCUUCACCUUCAUCUAUUUCUUCUUCUCUCGCUCCUCUGGAAGCUGAAAGGGGUUAUGGUCCAGCAGUGACAGAAGAGACGGAGGAACACUGCUUUCAGCAGGUGAACAGUUUCAUGGCAGCGUUCCUCCUCUCUUUGGAGACACAGACGUCCAUUGGCUAUGGCUUCCGGAGCGUUACGGAGGCCUGCCCCCUGGCGGUGCUGGCUGUCGUCUUGCAGUGCAUUGUGGGCUGCAUCAUCGACGCUUUCAUCAUCGGGGCGGUAAUGGCUAAGAUCGCCAAGCCCAAGAAGCGUAAUGAGACACUGGUGUUCUCGAAUAUGGCAGUUGUGGCCAUGAGGGACGGGAAACUCUGCAUGAUGUGGCGAGUGGGAAACCUGCGCAAAAGCCACCUGGUCGAGGCGCAUGUACGAGCACAGCUCCUGAAGCCACGGUUGACCCCUGAGGGCGAGUUCCUGCCAUUGGACAAUGAAGACAUAAAUGUCGGCUUUGACACUGGAACAGAUCGCAUCUUUUUGGUGUCGCCUGUGACCAUCGUGCAUGAGAUUAAUGAAGAGAGUCCAUUCUUCGAGAUGGACAGACGUACACUAGAGGGAGACAAAGAACUGGAAGUGGUGGUAAUUCUGGAGGGCAUGGUGGAGGCCACAGCCAUGACAACCCAAUGCCGAUCUUCAUAUCUGGCCUCUGAGAUCCUCUGGGGUCACCGUUUCGAGCCUGUGCUCUUUGAAAGGAAGAACUGCUAUCAGGUGGACUACUCCUACUUCAACAGGACAUACAAGGUUACGGACAUGCCCACCUGUAGUGCUAAAGAGUUAGCAGAGAGACGAUACAUCUUGGGAUCCCGUUCCUCUUUCUGCUAUGAGAACGAGGUGGCUCUGCAGCUCUCCUCCUCUGUCUCUCCCUGCCUUGAACAGUACUCUCCCUCCCCCUCGUCUGCACCCUCUCCGUCACCUUCUUGCGUACACCCCACACCUCCAUCCCGACAGGACUCCUGUAGUGAGCAUCCACAUAUACACUGA